Messenger RNA from Lingula anatina, 5228 nucleotides. RefSeq lists its product as uncharacterized. NCBI's taxonomy places the organism in Eukaryota, Metazoa, Brachiopoda, Lingulata, Lingulida, Lingulidae. The record is from RefSeq and is a predicted model, not a curated record. Gene Ontology annotation, cellular component: cyclin/CDK positive transcription elongation factor complex; nucleus. Gene Ontology annotation, molecular function: ATP binding; cyclin binding; RNA polymerase II CTD heptapeptide repeat kinase activity. Gene Ontology annotation, biological process: positive regulation of transcription elongation by RNA polymerase II; protein phosphorylation.
ACAACAUGUGGUGAUCAAAACGAAAUAUGCCAGGGCACAAGGACUUUGCAAGAAAAGGAGGCUUCUCUGGCGAGUUAGACGUCGAGGUAGAUCCUGAAUUUGACGCCAGGUACUAUGCUUCGUCGAUCUCGCACGAGUCCAGUGGAAAUAGCAGAAAACACAAGAAGAAACAUAAGAAAAGGGGGAAACAUGGCAAAGAGAGACAGGAGGAAAAAGUGGACUCUCACAAGUCAUUGGUAAAUAUAGGAUAUGAUGACAUAAGUUCGGAGUCAGAACAUUUUUCAACCCACAGUCCAUCACCUCCACCACCAGAUAUAGUGAAAUCGCGGAGUUCCGAUGAAAGGAGAUCAAAGCGUAGCCUCUCCCCAGGUACAGCAAUCAAAAACUAUCUUAAAGAAAGAAGCCACAGCAAUUCACCUGUGGUAAGGGAUAAGGACAGUGAGCAUGAGUAUGUGAAAAAAUCUGACAAGAAUAAUAAAAAUGAACGCGAUGAACGUUCUGGAAGGACUAAAGAGCAGAAAAAGACACGGGAUGUGGAACCUACGAGUACUACUAGUGCAAAAUAUGUUGAGAAGCUGUCACAACCAACUUCUCAGAGAGCAAAAGCUGAACCUCCAAAAGCUUACACAGAGCCUCCCAAAGCAUAUGCUGAUCCACCAAAAGCUUAUGCCGACCCUCCCAAGGCUUACCGUGAGCGAUUAUAUAGUGAUGAAGGUCGAAAGUCUCCUACACCACCUCCAAGAAAAAGAUAUCGCUCAAGGAGUCCAUAUUCCAAGUCCAGAAAACACAAGUCCAAGUCCCCUAGUCCAUACAGUAGCAGGUCGACCUCCAAAAGAAGCCGAAGAUCCCGGGAAAGAAGCCCGAGCAGAUCCAAAUCUUCCAAGUCGAGAAGAUCUCGUUCAAGGUCAAGGUCAUAUUCACGUAGGAGAUCUCGGAGCCGAUCUCCCAAAAAUGGAGGCUCUGCCUCCACGUCAUCAUACUCCAAUACCAAAAUCAGUCAUACUACUGUAAAAUAUGCCACUAGCUUAGCUGCAGAGCUAAGUAAACAUAGGAAAGCCCGCGAGGGAUUAUUAAACAGAAAUAAAGACAUCAAAUCGGAGCCGAGCAGUGCUAAAAAUACCCCCGACCAACCAAGUGCAAUCUGUGAGGACCCACCACGACAGGGGUCUCAGAGGGACCAGAUAAAAACUGAGAAAUUAACUUCAAAAGUUGAAAACGCUAGUGGUUCAAGUGGAGUGUCUGAGCCUCCCAGUGCACCGGUGAUUAUGCACGAUGUUCGUCACGAUGUCACGGAUUACAAAACUGUAACGAAACGCAUUGAUGGGAAGUCAAAUUUGGACGGACAGGGAAGACGGGACAUUGUGAAUACAGGUCAAGACAGACGUGAUCAGAAUUGGCCCGAUGGUGGACGAGAUAACCAAGGAAGACCCCCUACAGUGUCACCCUCUCGUUCAACAUCGACAUUACCGCGGCUGCCCUUACCUCCCAUGGGGACAGAUGAUGAACAGAGUGAUAGUGAACUUAGUCCGUACAGUCCUGGUCACAAGAAGGGAAGUCGAGGUCAGGACACAAGCAAAAACCGUCCACGCAGUAUAAUGCGUGACCUGCCUCUUCCGCCGAUGUAUGACGAACCUGGGAAGGGGUCGCCAAAAUCACCGCUCAUUUCUCCCAGGUCUGACAGUGCAGAAAACAACAGGCCUGCCAAAUCAAGUUUAUAUGAAAGGCGGCGCCUUCAGGCCCGUAAACAGGAAUGGGGCGAGCGCUGUGUGGACAUGUUUGACCUAGUCAGCCAGGUGGGAGAGGGGACAUACGGACAGGUGUAUAAAGCUAAGGAUAAAAUCACAGGUGCUAUGGUGGCCUUAAAGAAAGUGAGGCUGGAGAAUGAGAAAGAAGGGUUCCCAAUAACUGCAGUGAGAGAAAUCAAAAUCCUACGGCAGCUGAACCACGAAAACAUUGUCAACCUGAAAGAGAUUGUUACUGACAAGAAAGAUGCUCUGGAUUUUAGAAAGGACAAAGGUGCCUUCUAUUUAGUGUUUGAAUACAUGGACCACGAUCUUAUGGGACUUCUGGAGUCUGGCCUGGUGACAUUUGACGAGGUUCACAUUGCGUCCUGCCUCAAACAGCUCCUGGAUGGUCUCAACUACUGCCAUAAGAGAAAUUUCCUCCACAGGGACAUCAAGUGCUCAAACAUUCUCAUGAACAACAGGGGUCAGAUCAAGCUGGCAGAUUUUGGCCUGGCUCGUCUGUACCAGGCUGAAGACAAGGAGAGGCCGUACACUAACAAGGUGAUCACGCUAUGGUACAGGCCGCCUGAGCUACUACUGGGGGAGGAAAGAUAUGGGACUUCUAUUGAUGUGUGGAGCGUAGGGUGCAUUCUGGGAGAAUUCUUCACCAAGAGACCGAUAUUCCAAGCCAACCAUGAGCUGGCCCAGCUUGAGCUGAUCAGCCGGACGUGUGGGACACCAUGUCCUGCUGUGUGGCCAGAGGUCAUCAAACUGCCCCUUUUCCACACUUUCAAACCUAAGAAACAGUACAGGAGGAGACUUAAAGAGGAGUUCUCAUUCAUUCCCAAGCCAGCCCUGGACCUGAUGGACAUGAUGUUGGAACUGGACCCGGCCAGGAGAAUUAAUGCUGAGCAGGCACUGAACAGUCCCUGGCUGGAGAACAUUGACACUGCCUCCAUUCCACCACCAGACCUUCCAAAAGACAAAGACUGUCAUGAGUUAUGGAGCAAGAAGAGGAAAAAGAGCAUGAAAGAGGCGCAGCAAAAACAGGCAGCGGCCGAGCAGGCCUCCCAGGGUUCAAAGUCCAAACCCUCGUCUGACCAAAAGUCCGAUGAAACUUCCCAGUCGAAGUAUCUGUUCCCCAUUCUUAAAGACUCUGCCGAGAAACCUCGAAAGGAGGCUGAGAAGAGGACAGCACCCACGGAGGAGAAAGACAACCUGGAUAAGACUGAAUCCAAAGUGGUUAAAAGUCUAAAAUCGAGUGGAGGUUUCCUGGGCAUCGGAAAAGACAAUGAAAAGAUACCAGGCUUUGACUUGGGAACCACAAGUAAGCCUGGGUCAGACCCUGCACCCUCUUUGCUCCAGCAACCCCCUGCGGCUCUUACACAGCCCCCAGUAGCAAAACAACAGCAGGGGGCACUUGCAUCAGCAGUGGAUAAUGCGAGUGAGAGUGUGCAGAGCAAGUUGGCAGGCUUGGCAGCCUUGCUGCAAACUAGGGAAGGCCUAAGUGUGGCCCAGUUGGCUCAGUUAUUAAACGUGCCACUGGACGGGGCCACCUCGGUACUGCUGGAGAAUUUGAACAUGCAGCUAUUACUGGCUGCGGCUGCCAAGCAGGCCCAGGAAAAGCCGCCACCACCACCACCAGAGGGAGCAGACGUGAUCAGUGAUGCAACUAACUCAUCGUUGUACAGUGGAGGUGUGCAGCAAGGAGCGGGAUUUGGAACUGUGAGAGGAGAACCAGAUAUUGGGAGUGCAAAGCCUCAUAGUGGAGAUGGUAAUGCAGGAGUCAAAGCGGCACUGGCGCAGUUGCUUACACAGCGAGGGAUUCCAGUCACCAUGGGAAAUAGUUCCGGUGGUAGUAGUGGUGGUGACAUAAGUGCACCCGGAAUUACUUCUUCGUCACAACAGGGGGCAGCACAGUACAACGCGAAAGCUAAUAAUGCAGGGGGAUAUGACAGCAACACAUACGUGACACAAAUGAGUAUAAGUCCCAACGACUCUAACGAGAACCAGUUCUUUGACCAAUAUGCACAUGGAGAGAAUAGUAACUCUGGCAUGGACCGGGAUAUGUAUGGUGCUGACACCUAUAGGAGAGAUCCUCCUCCUGGGGGAUUAUACAGGGGUGAUGGCCCCCAGAGUAUAGGUUAUUUGGGAGAUAAUCCACCAGGGGGCUCAUACAGAGAGACGACUCCACAAAGACCUGGUUACCAAGGUUACCCCUCCGUGGGGGGCAUGAGUCAGGUGACUAGUUCACCACCAGGGGGCAUGCUGGACCAGAGCCCGGGCUUGCGGAGGGCAGGUGGUGGUAGAGUUGGUGAUUUUCAGAGCGGAAACAGGGGAAGAAAUAUAUGGAAUUAAAAUGGAUUUUCAACAGCUUUUUUUUUUUUUUUUUUUUUGGAGCGAGAGUUAGGAGCUUUAACAUUACCAAUUCAUUUCAUCAAACCUCAGAGUGGCAGUACAUUUAUAUCUGGUCGUGCUUUUUAGAAGGGGGAGUUGUCCCAGUUUUCAGGUCAUGAACUUUUCCAUUUGCAAUUCAUGAAUUAUUUAAAAAAGUUGACUUUCACAAUUGGGCAUUUCAGAUGGCAAUAUGACUUGAACAGUAAGCAGAAUUUGCUGUAAGGAGAAUUAGUUGGUUGUAAGUAAAUACCAGCAAAAUACAUGUUUACUGUGGAAUAGAAAUGACAAUUAGUAGGACUAAGAAGUAAAGACGACAAAUUGCAAUUGCAUUUUCCAGAGUAUUAGUGUUGGUGAAAGAUCACUUGUGGAAUAAUGAGAUUGGUUGCUUUGUUGCCCGUUGCAACUGACAUGGAUUACUAGUCUCCAAUCUUAUCAUAAAUUUUAACUGCAGCAGUGUUUACCUGCCCGACUCCCAACCCUUGGAUCUUUAACUGGAUGAUGCCUUGUGUGACAUGGAAGAGUCUUUUUGAACCGAGUAGGGUAAGAAGCAAGCACCCCCCCCCUCCCCCAUGGGUUUUUAAAGGGCUGUGCUGAUGCUCAAAGUCUUGAUAAGUGAUCCUCACAGUUCAAAAUGGAUUUCAAGUGCUAUAAUUUAAAAACGGUAGUUGAGGAAUCCUUCAUGAUGAAUAUUUCUGAAGAUUAUAUGACAUUGUUUACAAGUUUUACAGGUGUCACCAGCAUAUGCAUAUGAUUUUCAAUAUGAUUAUUUUCAUCAAUACUACAGUAACAUUGGCAAAGCCAUUUAAAAAAGUGUGAAUAGUGUGAAUGCCAAGGUUUUAUUCAAGAGUUUGACCAAAUAUAGCCUGAUGUGGGGCUAGCAUUGAAGGGAAUUUCUAAGCAAAGGGAAGUGAAAAAAACUUAAAUCAUUAUUCAGUGUUCAAAGUUGAAAUAUAUAAAUACUGUGAUCAUAAGUCACAAAGUACGGAUAGGAGAAAAAAGAAAGUUGGUGUAAUUGUAUGUAGACUACAGUAAAUUUGCUUGUGGCUUUAUAAACUGGACUUGAUAUUGUUAUUAUAUAUAAAAAAUAAAUAUAGUUGGAAAUUGUCA